AUGGUAUUCCCUGCUAUCCGUCCAGUGUAUCGCGGCCUCCCUAAGGGUCUACGGGAGGCUUGUAGAGAGAGAUUUGGAGCAGAGGCCAUCUCCGGGAAGCGACAUGAGGAUCUGGUGGGGCUGUUGUCGGCUUGCGAAGAUUUCAAGAACCAGGCGACUAUCCUUGAAGAUCAGGCCGCAGAGAGGGGACGAUUAUCGAAAAGAUCCAAAGACAGAGUGGAGGGAGCCCAAGAUGCUGAAGACCUUACAAUCGAGUUGAUUUGCAAGCACUUCAGUCGUGCUGAUCCGAAGUCUUCGGAUCAGCACGCGAGUAUCUCGCACUCUAUCGAGAAGGAAAAUCACUGA
Molecule: messenger RNA, 345 nt
Organism: Perkinsus marinus ATCC 50983
Lineage: Eukaryota; Perkinsozoa; Perkinsida; Perkinsidae
Exons: 2
Coding region: 1-345 (114 amino acids)
Source: RefSeq, a predicted model, not a curated record